UGUAGAUAAACCGAAGCAAAACAAACAGGACCAAACUGUUUUUAACUGUCUCAGACCAUAUCAUCAUCACACAUGACAUACACAGCUUGAAAGCUGAAACCUCCAAUGGCUACUUCUUCCAUCAACCCUGUACUUCCACUUUCCCCUUCACCAAAACAGACCAUUUUCUCUCCUACUCCAUUCAUGUCCUGCAAACCCAUCUCGGGUCCCAUGGCUUCUUUGCACAUUUCACAUUCAAUUCGGCCGCGUGGGCAAGUGGCAGUCUCAGUUGCCUUCAAUCCAUCUGGGAAUUUCGACCUCUCUUUGUAUGACGAAGAGGAUUCAACAAAAGCACCACCUCCAAUGCCGCCAACCGAAGGCCGAUUUGAUGUAGUUAUAGAUAAUGAUAUCAUUCGCCGUCUUGACUUAUCCCCAUUUCAAGCCACAACAGGAAUUACCUCACCAUUUUCUGCCGAGCCAAAAGAGUUUCUUGAACGUACAAUUGGCUUUACCAUCAAUUACACAAGAGAAGAUCCAAGUGAUCCUAGAGAAUUAUCAGAAUUUCCUGAUAUAAGACUCUGGUUUGUCAGACUUGAUGCUACUUAUCCAUGGCUACCUGUCUUGUUGGACUGGCGGGCUGGAGAACUAGCUCGUUAUGCAGCAAUGUUGGUCCCUCACCAGAUGAAUAUGAGAAUGGGUGUUGUUUUUAAUCCUGAGGCACUUGAACUGUUCAUCAUGAAGAAAGUUUUUAUUGCCUAUUCUUGGUUGAAGCAACAUAAUAUUCCAAAGCCUAGAUUGAAGACAAGUGACAUGGCCAAGAUGCUUGGAUUCACAAUUGGAGAUGAACUGUUCGAGUUGAUCGAUGAACACCCACUUUAUCCAUCAUAAACAAUGAAAGCCUGCAACUCCACUUGUACUUAACUUGACAUCCAAGUCUCAGGCAGGAUACAUACAAAAUAUAUUGUCCAAGACCCUGCAAAAUGAUACCGGGAGUGAUCAGCAUCUACAAGGAAAAGUCGUUGCCCGAUUCAGCAGAGCAGACGGGUAUCAUUUUCCUUCCAAGUGAUUUCAUUGAUUGAAUAUUGGGACUUCAACCUGCUGUACUAGCAAGAGUUUUGCAAGAUCUUGACAUUUUUGCUUAUGUUUCUCCAGAUGAAGCUCUUUCUGUAUUUCAACUUAAAUUUACAUUUCUGAUGCUAGACUUUUGUAUCCAAACUAACAAAAAAGAUAUAUUAGGUUGAGCUUUUCAGUGCAAAGCUCUUGAAAGA
Messenger RNA from Corylus avellana, 1247 nucleotides. RefSeq names its product chlororespiratory reduction 6 (gene CRR6). Gene Ontology annotation, cellular component: chloroplast. The record is from RefSeq and is a predicted model, not a curated record. NCBI's taxonomy places the organism in Eukaryota, Viridiplantae, Streptophyta, Magnoliopsida, Fagales, Betulaceae. Gene Ontology annotation, biological process: NAD(P)H dehydrogenase complex assembly.